AGACACACUACUGUAGCGCUUGUCCCAGUUUGUUUGGUGGAACAGGUGUGUGUCUCGUCAUCAUGGGAGUUAUGUUAGCUUUGUGGUCAUGGCUUUUGACUAUCAUGGUCUGGAAUGUCUGUGGUUAUCCAAUUGAAGGUGAAGGACCUUAUGCUUGGCAUUCUCAGCCUGACCCUGACCAGAUGAUUGACCCACGUUACAUGCUUUAUCCCGGGUCCCCUUAUUACCAGCAGCAAGGUCCACCUCAGACCCCUGAGCAGCACACACAGACCAGCCAAGAGUCUCCAGUGACCUCAGCUGGAACUCGGGCCUUUGGACCUCAAACUAGUUCUGCAUCUGUAGAGUCUGCUGCUGCCCCCAUAGUUUAUGCGCCUGCGCCAAGCAAAGGUGCAGUUUGGUCCCCUGUCCUUACCAAACCUCAAGCAAGCCCAAAGAAGCCUCUGCCGGGUCCUGUUGCCGAGGGUCCUGUUGCCGAAGCUCCUGUGUAUGUGCUCGAGGAGCCCAUUACAUUCCUGCUGCCACAACAAUUUCCUACACUAUCUUCCAAAAUUCCUUACAAACCAGGCAAAGUCAUUCAGCGUCUUUCUGUUUUUGAGUCUGGUAAUGAGGCAUCUGAGUUCCAUGAUGGUGGAUUGCUACCUCUCCCAGUUAAUGCUGAGCCCAGCACCCUAGAAAUCCUUGUCUCGGAAGCUAGCGCCCCUCUGCCCAGUGACCUGGAGACCUUUGGUCACGGUUAUCCCUACCCAGAGUGGGAUGACCAGUUCUUUCAGAUGUUCAUUACUGGACAGCUUCCAGUUGGCACUGUGACUCACUUCUCUACCCAUUACGAGCAUGGCAAAAAUGCUUGGACUGACGUAGCCUUUGAAAGAAUGGUUCCUCCCCGCAUAGUUCCCCUCAAGAAGGCUCCAGCUCCUCCUAAGAAGGCUCCAGCUGCUCUAAGCAGUGUACCAAAUAAGCGCAAGAGCGUUGCUAAGGGCUAUCCCCCUAAGCAGUAGUGAAGGACCCAAAACCAGGAGGUUGUGGUGACUUGGUGAUUGCCAGGGGAAAAAAUAUCUCCUUUGCACCUUGAUUUGUUUUAAUAAACAUUUGAAUACUAGA
This is a messenger RNA of Alosa sapidissima (American shad), 1098 nucleotides long. RefSeq lists its product as uncharacterized. The coding region runs from base 63 to 995 and encodes 310 amino acids. Lineage: Eukaryota; Metazoa; Chordata; Actinopteri; Clupeiformes; Clupeidae. The record is from RefSeq and is a predicted model, not a curated record. The transcript is spliced from 4 exons.